[Torrubiella] hemipterigena is the source of this 531-nucleotide messenger RNA. The record is from the annotation of a GenBank genome assembly. Lineage: Eukaryota; Fungi; Ascomycota; Sordariomycetes; Hypocreales; Clavicipitaceae.
AUGGCGCUGUACUCCGCCCAAAAAUCGAUGCAAAGCGGCGUCGUCGCUGCUGAAAGCGACGACGACAAGAACAACGAUCGUACAACACAAACCAACCUCAUGUCUCUCCCUUUGGAGAUUCAUUACAUGAUUUCAGAACACCUCAUCUAUCCAGAUGCGCUCUCGCUGAAACAUGUCAAUCGCCACUUUGCUGGCAUUGUCGACACAGGCGUCAAGCUCAAGAUUGCAUGGCUCAUUCAACGCCGACAAUUGCAUCUCGAGUGUCCAAAUGAUAGGACCUGUGACCUAGGCAGUGAUAUCCGGUUUUGCAGAGGCAGUGUCCCUCUUUUGAUGGCGAGACGACGAGAACACUUUGAAUGCGAAUCUAGAGCCGGCUUGGGAUGUCUCGUCUUUGGAACACCAAAGUGUGUACACAAGCCAAAGCAGCAGUACUGGUGGAAGAAGCGCUUCCAGUUACGAUUAACUGUGGAGGUUUGGUGGAUUGUUAUAGCUGCUGUACCGUUGCUGCUAAUGUGGCUGCUCUGUCUUUGA